Molecule: messenger RNA, 1365 nt
Organism: Paramecium tetraurelia
Lineage: Eukaryota; Ciliophora; Oligohymenophorea; Peniculida; Parameciidae
Exons: 1
Source: RefSeq, a predicted model, not a curated record
AUGGGACCGAGUUGGGGAAGCCCUUAAAAAGUACAAGAAAACAUAUAUAGAAAUAGACAAUAUUUGCAAGAAGAGAAAGAUGCUUAAUUAACUCCUUAAAAAUGCCCUCAUCUAAGACAUGUGAAACAUUUUGAUUUUAUUUACAAAACUAUUAAUCAAGAUCGAGAAACCGUCUAGAUGAUCACAUUCGAAUGCUACCCUGAUUUUACAAAAUUGAAAAGUCUUGAAGAACUCAGUAAUAAUAAUGAGCUAAAUCCAUACCAUUUUAAGGAAAUAUUCAAAUAACUUAUCGAAGGAUUAUAUGAAUUGCAUACAAACAAAUUAUUUGGAAGAUGUUUAUCUUUAGAAUGCAUUACUUAUGUAAAAGAAACCAAUUAACUUAAUUAUGGAUCUUUUGGAUUUUUUCACUCAGCAGAUCAACUGUAAUUUCCUCCAGAAUGUUUAUAUAAGUUGAUGAAUACAUAUGAGGCAGAUUUUUGGUAAGUGGCUAAAAUGAUGUGGUAAAUGUACAAAAAAAAGAAAGAUUAUUAUGGUAAAUAAAUAGUAGAAUUAGGAAAGGAUUUGUUAGCACAUAAACAAAUAGAUUAAAAGAUAGAUGACAAAAAUGAGCCUAAAGAAGUGGUUAGGGUGGUAAAUUCUCUGCUCUCUUUUUAUUGUGGACAAAGAAUGACUAUUGAGGAAUUGUUGGACCAAGAAUGCUUAGAUUUUGAAGUAUAAAAAAGAGAAGAAAUGAAGAAUUUUUAUCGAACGGAUCCAUUUGAACUUUAUUUCUUAAACCUUAUGAAAAUAACACGCUAGAGGGAUUCAUAAAAAAUCUUUGUUUAUUAUAUUGAUCUUGAAAGCCCAAUUUGUUAGGAAUAUAGAAAAGAAAUAUUUUAAAUUCUAUUAACCUAUAUAGCCUUAUAAUUGUCUUUACAUUACCCAAAUAAUAAUUAAUAGGCAGUAGAUAGAUAUCCAAAACUAUUAAGCACCUUAUCAAAAUAUUUAACUAUGAGUUCAAAAAUUUUGAAAGAUAAACUUGUGCUCUAGGAGAAAGGAUUUUUGGAUAACAGAAAUAAAUUUUUAACAUUUCGUGAUGAAAUAGUUAAAUCACAUGAUUAAGCAUACAGGUUUGAAAAAUUUGUUUUAAAAUAAUGGUAGUUGGAUUUCUAAGAAUUAAAAGGUUAUGAUGAUGAAUAGAUUAUUAAGAUAAUUCAUUUUAAAUUGUAUCAAUUCAAAGCCUCAGCAGCUAAGCCUAAAUCCGUAUCUUAGAAGAUCUUAUUGAAUUUGUUGUGUAAUUUAAAGGUGAAUGAUGAUAACUUUAAUUCUGGUAACUUCAAAGAGGAUUUAUAAAAUUUGCUUAAAUAAUUUUAAUUAGGCAAAUGA